Messenger RNA from Cygnus atratus (black swan), 4615 nucleotides. RefSeq names its product transmembrane protein 80 (gene TMEM80). The record is from RefSeq and is a predicted model, not a curated record. Gene Ontology annotation, biological process: non-motile cilium assembly. Gene Ontology annotation, cellular component: ciliary transition zone. The transcript has 5 exons. Bases 3249 to 3650 code for a protein of 133 amino acids. NCBI's taxonomy places the organism in Eukaryota, Metazoa, Chordata, Aves, Anseriformes, Anatidae.
UUCAUUAAAGCACUGACGGAAGGGCUGUAUGAGUGCUUUAAUGGGAACUUGCACCGGAAACAAUUAGUGUUACGUUUUGUUUUCUUUUGGACCCUGCAAGCUUUAGAAUAGGCAGAAAUGAGGUGCCAGCCCGCGUGCAGCAAAAGUCACUAUUACAAAUGCAGAAUGCCCUUCUUGCUGCCGCAAGUUUGCGUGCUUCGUGUAAAUGCUUUAAAAUUCCUGUUCUGCUUCUUCUCAGGUGCCAGAAUUCUCAUGUUCAAUUUCAAAAUGCCCUAGCAGCAAUGCAGGCUUCGGUAGUCCUAGCAGCGAGGUGGUCUCAGGUUGUUGGGAUUAGCAACCCACAGUUUUAAUUUGAAUAUAUAAUUUUAGUUAUAUGUUCAAUUACUAAAGCGCAGUAUCACUUUCACAUUGUGAGGUUUCAGUGUUUAACCUGUGUGAAAUGUCUUCUGUCUCUCACGGGGAGGCAGCAUAUUCUAAACAAAAGUGCCUGCAAACCUGUGCGUGGAGCAGAUGCAAGAAUGUGGUCAGUGCCCUCUUGUGGAAAAAGGUUUUACAAUAUACAAAUAAAUGCAGGGAGCUGCCAUUAGGGAAUUCAAAACGUUUCAGGUUGCCCAUUCGAUAAAACCGUACUACUGCAAUUAUCCCCCUGGCACCGUGGCCGCGGGGCUGAUGAGUGGGUGAUGAUACGUUGGUACGCCUCGUGUUUGGUUAUAUUUACUGCUCUUUAGGCAGAGCUCCAUCUCUGGACGCCUCUUGUAGAACGAUAACAUGUCUGCACAUGCAGCUGUGGUGUUUUACCUUAACACCCCACUUCACAGCUGAGAAUAACUUGAACCUGGAGACAUCUCCUUAGUCCUGAGCAAGACAGGAAAUGUAUAGUCCUGAUCCAAGGCAUUACUUUCAUGUGAGGCUUUCACUGGGAUGUAAAUGUGAGCACAUAUUUAACCAUUAGUCACGGCAAAACAAGAUAUGUAAUAAAACCUUUAACUACAAUCCACAAAAAGAAAGAAAGCAUUUAUCAAAACGCUUUUUGGCCAAGUGAAGGGACCGCUCUGGUAGGAGCCUAUGCUCCCUUCACAGAAAAUGGAGAGGAGAUGCAGCAUGCCCAAAGGCAUUUCAAGUCAUAGACAAUAUGAAUCACCUAAAAUUGCUUGCCUAUUUCCACUAUGUUCCCAAAUUGGAUAGCUUAAUUGGGUGCCUAAAGUUAGUGGGGAUUAAUUUGGGCCCAAGUGCAUAAAGCUAUGAGGUGAUGGGGACAUUAACCUCAAGAAGCCCAGGGAUGGAGGUGGUGAGGUGAGUGCGUCCUGCUGAUUCGAUGAUGAUGUGAUGUCUUCAAGAAGACGGGUGGAAUAGCCUUCCACAGGCGGUUUUGCUCUCUGUGAAGCAGGGGUUGUAACUUUUCCUUUCUUACUGCCUCUGAAGCAGGCUGAGACUGUUAGGAGUUACUUAAGAAGUAUUCUAAUAGGUUGUUGCCAUCAUGUUGCAAGGGAAUUCUGAGGUUUUGGAAAGAAAAGAGUAAACCUAUCUGUUAACUUGUAUUUUGUGUGGGGUCUGUGGGUGAUCAGAGCACAUGAGGGUUUUACAUAGAAUGGCUGCUUCUGAAGCAAACUGGUUUGGAAGGAUGUUAUUUCAGAGGAAGCGGGGAGCCCUGUGUUCUGUGCUGCCUCUCGCAAUUUAAAAGCAAAUGUUACAUUCUGGUUCCUUUGCAUGUUUCCCUUCUUCCUGCAUAGUUAGAGGGGAUGAAGUGUCAUCUGCUGGGAAAGGACAGGAUGAACGAGUUCUGUGUACUUCUUUACAUCUUGAAAGAGCUGCGUGUCUUGGUGAAAGUGACUUUUCACAGCAGGGAUUUCCCCAGAUUACUUUAGAGUUCAGGUAUUUGAAAAAGUUACUCUUGGAACCUGAACUGCAUGAUCUGAGGAAAAAAAAAAAGUCUUCCAAGUCUUCCAGUGAACUGAGAGAUAAAAACUUCUACAAGCACGCUUAGCCUCGCUAGUAACAUCAGUGAUUUGAAUGUUGCUGCAGUGCUUUUGGUAAAUAUUGAGACUGAUUUUCUGCUCUUUUUUUUUUCUUUUCAACGGAAAGGAAGAACUUCAUCAGUUGUAUCCUUUUUGUACCAUUCAUCCCUCACAUGCAGGAAUCUUCAAGAAAAUCAGCUGCAAAAGUUUCAUCUCUUCCUGCCUAAUAAAUCUGCACAAUGUUAUUUUAGUGUUAUUCUGCGAGUCUUCCAUCAUCAGCACCAUCCAUAUGAAGAAAAACAGAUAAAGCAUUUCUUCCAAGGGAAGAUGGUUUUUGUAGCUGGGGAUUUUUGCUGAGAUUUUGUCCCAUUCCUGCACAAACCCCUCUAACCCAUCUCCCAGUCUUGACAGAGGGCUGGCAGACACAUUUUCUGAUCUCAUAACUUCUCACUGACUUAAGAAGCAAGGCUAAAAAUUGUAUUUGUGGGUUCACAGACACAAGUGCCAUGCAGCACACCUCACAGACAGCUGACAAGAGGCAGUAAAAGUAGCUUUCAGUAGUACUUCCUCUUCUUUCAUAUUAAUUCACCCAACCUUUACUCUUGCCAAGAUCUAAGUAACCUCCUAAGAAGAGACACCCUUCUCUUCAGAGAUUUCCAUGCUUAGAACCCACCUAGUAAUUUUUUGCUCCACCCUCCUUCAACUGGAAAAACACAAAAACCUGGUUCUGUUUUAAUAAAAUGAGAUUCUCUGGGAACUGGAAUACAUCCGCUGCGUGUGGGUGGGUGCUCCCUUCAAAAACCGGAUGGGUCGUUCCCAUAAAGGAUGCCUGGGAUGAAAUCCCUGCUUAGAGAGUCUCAGGGUAUUUGAGAAAGGCUGGGGAGAGAAGAGGGGAUAAAGAACGCUCUGAGUAUAGAAAGACAGCUGGAAAUAAUGAAACCUGUACUGAUACCUUCCUUGUAUAAAUUGCAUUGUAUUAUUUAAGACUAAGAAAAGCAUCUGGUGUAAUUUACUUAUCAGAAAUACCUCUGAAUGGACAAACUUUCUAGACUCCUUGAGCCACAUUCCAACUUCUCCAUGUGGUGGUGAGCCCCAGGAUGUCCUUCGUGUGUCUUAUGUAUUGCAUUAAUAACAUGCUGCUGUGCCUCAGGAGAAAAUGAUCCCGUCAGUGUGUGGUACCUGCUAUAUAGGAAUUGUACUGACCGUGGGGGAGCUGCUUGGUUAUGAAGUUGCUCUUCUCAGCUGUCUCCAGGGGGAGCCCAGGUGAUUAACUCAGACCAGAGGCAUAACUUUAUGAUGGUUAUCAUCUUAGGAUGGCUGCAGAUUCUACUUUAUAUAAACGGGUUUUAUUACAUCUUUUACUUCUUGGCGACUCUUGCGAUGAUUGUUUAUAAAAGUCAAGUUUUCAGUUAUCCAGAUAAUUUUUUGGCUCCUGAUCUCACGCUGCUUUUCAUUAUGGCCAUUCUGGAAGCACUCCGAUUAUACUUGGGUUCAAAGGGAAACCUGACAGAAGAAGAGGCUCCAUUAGGGCUCAGUCUUGUGAUAACGGUCGGAAGUGUGAUUCUGUCUGUGUACUUCCUGAUAUGGCAAACUUACGUGCUGAAAGCAGAUGUCAUUAUAAACGCUGUUCUUCUCUUCACAUAUGGGCUUGAGUCAGUACUACAGGUCCUGGCUAUUGCUGCCUUUGUUGGCUAAAACCUAGCUAUGUGGCACAGCAGGUUUUCAACAUAUUUCUUCCUUUAAAGAGUGUUUUUUACAUUUCAAAGAUUUGAUUCUUUUGCAUAUAAAAAAUCUGUAAAUCUUUCUCCUGCCUAAAUUAUUUUUUUUUUGGCAGAGAUCUCCCCAGAUGGUAGGUAAGAUACCAUAAGAUAAUACUGCAGCUGUGUUAUGCUAUCUCACUAAUUAGCAUAUGUAUGGGCAAACACCAGAGAUGAUUCAGCAAAAAUGCCUGAUGUUCGUCAGGAAUCGAUACUAAAUGCUCACUCCCAACACGGAACAGUAGCCAAUGCAUCAUAUAGCGACGUGUCAUUGAGAUUGCAUGAGUUUUCACAGCAUGGCAGCAACGUACAACCAAAGUGACACAGAAGUGAAUCAGGCCAGCAUAGCAUGGACUCAUUUCUGCCUUGCCACAUACACUUCUGUGUGUCAGGGCACAAUUUUGCUUUAUUAUACAUCUUCUGCUCUCAUUUGUGUUUUCAGACCCCAGUGGUAAUUUCCCUGACUUUAGUAGGGCAGUAUCUGAUUUAUCCCAGUGGGAGAGAGUGGAAUUGAGUUUUGCUCAUACUUGGAGAGCUGAGCAGCAAGGUUUGGGCAGCUGGUUCUUGCUGAUGUGGAGGCCAAAGGCAGUAAUGUGAGGGUUUGUUUGUUUAAAUAGGACAGACCUAAGAUGAGCAUAAACAUUCACCAUUCGCACACCCUUGUGUCCUAUUUGAAAGCCCAACAGAAUGUUGUCAGGUGUAUUUCUGUCUAGCAUUAAAUGUAUUUAUAUCCAUGAUUCAGCAGAAAUGAAGAACUGUGUGCAAUUUCAGAUUUUUUUUUUUUACUCUAUCAAAAAUAUGCAAUAACAUGUAGCUUGAGGAGUUUGCGGGGUUUUUGUACAAUCAGUUUUUGUAUUCAGAAUUUCUUAUUUUUGUAUUUAUUUAUUCAAAUAAAUAAUGUGU